UUUUGUAAUGUGGGCAAAGAAGCUCAAAGAAAAGAAAGACUUGGUCAUGUUGUAGACUUGGUCAAAUUCAAUUACUUGUGGAACUUAAACUUCUUCGUUCCAUUGAACUGAAUGAAAAAAGAAAAGCGAAAAUGUCAGCAAAUUAUGGGACUUGCUUUCUCUGUUCCUCGAAGAAGUUGUUGAUUAAGAAAUUUAUAUUAAUGGCAUAUAAGUAUUUGUUUAUUAAAUAAUCACAUUAGGAAAAUAGUAUGCAAGGAUUUUAAAAUUCGUAGUCUUCCCGGUCAUAGGGGUAAUAUCGUAGUUUCAAUAAAAGCAGAGAACAACGCUAUAAAGAGCGGCUGUUGAAGAAGUCUUCAUUCUCCCUCAAACAAAACCUCCAGAGUCAGCUUCAUCAAAAGAAGUUUCCCCAUUGGUGAAAGAAGAUUUGUAAGAAGAGAUGGAGAAAGAAAAGGAGCAAACUUUGGAGUGGAUCGAAGCUCAGAAGAUAGAGAUAAGCGUUGACCUCUUUGCUGCAGCCAAGAAACACCUCCACUUCCUCGGUGCUGUUGAUCGGAACCGUUGGCUCUAUGAUGGCCCUGCACUCGAAAGAGCCAUCUACAGAUACAAUGCUUACUGGCUUCCCUUACUUGCUAAAUACACUGAGUCUUCUUCGAUCUGUGAAGGACCAUUAGUCCCUCCUCUUGACUGUGAAUGGGUUUGGCAUUGCCACAGGCUUAAUCCGGUGAGAUACAAAACUGAUUGUGAGCAAUUCUAUGGGAGAGUUCUUGACAAUUCUGGUGUUGUAUCUUCUGUUAAUGGAAACAGCAAAUCAAAAACUGAAACUCUAUGGAAAAGAUUGUAUCCUACGGAGCCUUAUGACCUUGAUUUGGAUAAGGCAAUCUCAGAGCCAGAGGAUGUCUCAUCUCUUGAGAAAUGCACCAAUUAUGAUCUUGUUUCAGCUGUCAAGAGACAAUGCCCAUUUUACUACCAGGUUUCAAGAGCUCAUGUGGACAAUGAUGUCUUUCUGCAAGAAGCUGUGGCUAGAUACAAAGCAUUUCUCUACUUGAUCAAGAGAAACAGAGAAAGUUCUGUUAAGCUUUUCUGUGUUCCGACUUACGAUAUUGAUCUUAUCUGGCACACACAUCAGCUUCACGCUCUCUCUUACGGCAAUGAUUUGACAAAGAUGAUUGGUAAGGUCUUGGAGCAUGAUGAUACAGACUCCGACCGUAGCAAAGGUAAGAAGCUUGAUACUGGUUUCUCUGGAACUACUGCUCAGUGGGAAGAAACAUUUGGUCGAAGGUAUUGGAAAGCUGGUGCUAUGAACCGAGGUAAUACCCCAAAGCCGGUAAUAACUUCUCCUUAUGUUUGGUCGGUCAAGAAAUCAACUGGGAAAGAGGAAGAGUUCCAGAGUGUACUCCAAUAUCAAGAGGUGAAAGCCAUUGAGGUUAUCUUGGGGAUUGUUGGGAUUAAGAACUUACCAGAUGCUCACAAAGGAAAGGUCUUUGUUGUGUUCAGCAAAACGCAGCCGGAUUCUCUGUUUAACGCUGAGCGUAGGCUUACCAUUUUAUCUGAGUCUUGUGGGGAAAAGCAAGUUGCUUUGUUCCAGUGUGAGCCUAAAGGAGAGCUAAGUUUCCAACUUAUGUCUUCUUCGAAGUCAAAAAGCUUAGGUUUCACUUCUCUAUCGCUUCCAGAGUUUCUUUUCCCAGUUACUAAACUCUCUGUUGAGAAGUGGCUGGAGUUAACACCAACUAGAAGAGGAAAGACAGAUGAUCCGAACCCCAUCUCUCUGCGAGUGGCUGUCUCGUUCACCCCUCCAACUCGAAGCCCAACAGUUCUACAAUUGGUUCAAGCAAGACCGUCGCUUAAAGACUCUUGUUUCUUUCCAAUGAUGGGAAAGGCACGUCUUGCUAAAAGUUUUACACGCGUUGUUGAUGAAACCGAAACAGAGGUGAUCAGUCUCCAAAUAAGGAACUCUAACGACGCAGCACCAAAAGCUGAUAGAAGACAAGUGAUUGGUGUAAAAGAGUGUGGUGAAACUUAUGUUUUAGCAGAAUAUGAUGGCAGUUUCUGGUCUCUGCUUGACUCAAAGUGGUCACUUAAGCAGACAAGCGAUCCCACCAAAGAUGGUCCUAUGUUUGAGCUCUCUGGUACUCGAAUGGUGACGUUUUACUUAGGGAGGAAGCUGGAGUAUGAGCCAAAACAUAACGCAAUGCUAAAGAGCGAGAAAGAUUUCAUGACUGCUGUUGAAUUUUCAAAGCAACAUCCUUAUGGUAAAGCUGCAGGGUUACUCGAUUUGAAGUUUGGUUCUAUUGAGGCGAAGGAGAACUGGCUGGUUUUGCCUGGAGUUGUAUCUGCUUUCAUACUCAGUGAUCUUCUGAAGAAUAAAGGCUUUACUGCAACCACAAAUAAAGCCUUCAUAACAGAGGAAAGCAAUGAGAUUGGUGUUUUGAGUCAAGUGAAGCUAGAAGCAGAAACAAUGAUGAAUGUGGACUUGACUAGUCCAGUUGAGGUAGCUACAGAGAAGAUCAAUGGUGGUGCUAGGUGCUUUUCGAAGGAGCUAAACGCGACCGGUGACUGUGGGAACAUGGUUGAAGAAGAAGCUGGUCAUUUUGGCUGUGGAGGUUGCGGUGGAUGCGGAGGUCAAUGUGGCGGUGGCGGCAGGUGCGGUGGCGGUAGGUGCGGUGGGAUGACGAAGAUGGGAGGUGGAUCCUGCACUGGUGGUUCCACUGGCUGCGGUAAUUGCGGUGGAGGAUGUCAAGUAGGAUCAUGUGGUCAUAUGAUCAAUAAUAAUGCUAGAGAAAAUGCUGAAGCUCUAAACGACGUCGUUGCUGCUUGAUUAUUCCGAUACAUAGCUUAUCUUUACACCUAAGUAUAUAUAUAUAUGGUCUUAAAAAUAUAAUGAAACUAAUGAGAGAUGCUGUUAUACAUGUGUUUAAUAUAAAUAAAAGAGAUAUUAAUA
This is a messenger RNA of Camelina sativa (false flax), 2938 nucleotides long. RefSeq names its product glycine-rich domain-containing protein 2-like. Lineage: Eukaryota; Viridiplantae; Streptophyta; Magnoliopsida; Brassicales; Brassicaceae. The record is from RefSeq and is a predicted model, not a curated record.